Messenger RNA from Wickerhamiella sorbophila, 1425 nucleotides. RefSeq names its product Dihydrolipoyllysine-residue acetyltransferase component of pyruvate dehydrogenase complex, mitochondrial. Gene Ontology annotation, cellular component: pyruvate dehydrogenase complex. Bases 1 to 1425 code for a protein of 474 amino acids. Gene Ontology annotation, molecular function: dihydrolipoyllysine-residue acetyltransferase activity. The transcript is spliced from 2 exons. Gene Ontology annotation, biological process: pyruvate decarboxylation to acetyl-CoA. NCBI's taxonomy places the organism in Eukaryota, Fungi, Ascomycota, Dipodascomycetes, Dipodascales, Trichomonascaceae. The record is from RefSeq and is a predicted model, not a curated record.
AUGUCCGCCUUUGUGCAAUCUGCUCGACUGAUCCGAGCUUCUGCUGCGACCAGAACCCUGCAGAUGGCUCGUGUAAGCCCCCAGCUCAUUCGUCUGUUUGCUUCAAAAUCUUUCCCGUCUCAUGUGGUAAUUGAUAUGCCUGCCUUGUCUCCUACCAUGACCCAGGGUAACGUCGGUGCCUGGAAAAAGGCUGAGGGCGACGAGCUCGCCCCCGGCGACGUCCUGGUCGAGAUCGAGACUGAUAAGGCCACUAUGGACUUUGAAUUCCAAGAGGAGGGCUUUUUGGCUAAGAUUCUUGUCCCCGAAGGUGCUAAGGACGUUCCUGUUGGCCGUGCCAUUGGUGUCUACGUUGAAAACGCUGACGAUGUUGCAGCUUUCAAGGACUUUACUCUGGAGGAUGCUGGUGAUGCUGGGAAGGCUGCCCCUGCUCCUGCUGCUGAAGAAGAAUCUAAAAAGACCGAGUCUGAUCCUGCGCCCAAGACCAAGUCUGAGCCCAAGAAGUCUGAGUCCUCUGCCGAGGAAUCUUCUUCCUCUGACCGUGUUUUAGCUUCUCCUUACGCCAAGACUCUUGCCCUCGACAAGGGAAUCCGUUUGGCCGACGUUAAGGGCACUGGCCCCAACGGCCGUAUCAUCGCUCGCGACGUUGAGAACUUUACGCCCUCGACCAGCGCUUCGAAGACUGCUGCUCCCGCUGCUGCGUCUGCUGCUCCUGCGGCUGGAAACGGUUACACGGAUACUCCAAUCACUUCUAUGCGUAAGACCAUCGCCAACCGCUUGCGCGAGUCUAAGCAAAUCAACCCCGACUACAUUGUCACCAGCACGGUGUCUGUGAGCAAGCUUCUGCAGCUGCGUGAGUCUCUCAAUGCUUCUUCAGACGGUGAGUAUCGUCUCUCUGUAAAUGAUUUGCUUGUCAAGGCUAUUUCCAUCGCUAGCAAGAAGGUCUCUGCCGUGAACUCUGCUUACUUGGAGGCUGAAGGUGUCAUUCGCGAGUACGAUAACGUUGAUGUUUCCGUCGCCGUUGCCACGCCUACUGGACUUAUUACUCCGGUGGUUCCUGGCGUCAACCAACUCGGCCUUGCUGCCAUCUCAUCCAAGACCAAGGAGCUCGCUAAGCGUGCGCGUGAUGGAAAACUCAAGCCCGAGGAGUACCAGGGCGGUACUAUCACCAUCUCGAACAUGGGCAUGAACCCUGCCGUGAGCAUGUUCACUGCUAUCAUCAAUCCGCCUCAGGCGGCUAUUCUUGCUGUUGGCACUGUCGAGCGUCGCGCUAUUGAAGACCCCGAGUCCGAGAAUGGCAUCUCAUUCGAUGACGUUAUGACCGUUACUGCCUCUUUUGAUCACAAGGUUGUUGAUGGUGCUGUUGGUGCCGAAUGGAUGAAGGCUCUCAAGAAGGUUAUUGAGAACCCUCUUCAGCUUAUGUUGUAA